This is a messenger RNA of Aspergillus versicolor CBS 583.65, 1310 nucleotides long. Its product is annotated as arabinan endo-1,5-alpha-L-arabinosidase. Gene Ontology annotation, molecular function: arabinan endo-1,5-alpha-L-arabinosidase activity. Gene Ontology annotation, biological process: carbohydrate metabolic process. NCBI's taxonomy places the organism in Eukaryota, Fungi, Ascomycota, Eurotiomycetes, Eurotiales, Aspergillaceae. The record is from RefSeq and is a predicted model, not a curated record. Bases 90 to 1055 code for a protein of 321 amino acids. The transcript has 3 exons.
CCUCUAUUCUUAUACUUUAUUAUAAACUGGUCCGCCGUCUUGUCUCCGCCACUUAAUCACUGAUUGCUUUGUUUCGCACCGUCACCGCGAUGAAGUUCCUCUCCCUCCUCGCCCUCGCGGGCUCAGCUCUUGCGCAGUACGCCGGCCCCGGCGAGUGCAAGGGCGACUGCUGGGCUCACGAUCCAGGCUUCUACCAGCGCGUGUCAGACGGGCGGUACUUCCGCUACUCGACGGGCAACGGCAUUCACAUCCACGCCUCCAACCAGCUGACGGGGCCGUGGGAGGCAGUCGGCGAGGCACUGCCUGGUGGAUCGAGUGUUGAUCAUCCUGGGAGCGGCAACCUAUGGGCCCCCGAUAUCCACUACGACGAAGGCUCAAAGACAUACUACAUGUACUACUCCGUCUCAACGCUGGGCUCGCGCAACAGCAUCAUCGGCGUCGCCUCAUCCCCCAACCUCCAGCCCGGGAGCUGGAAAGACCACGGCGGCGUCUUCCGCUCAGAGGAGGGCGGUCCUUACAACGCGAUCGACGCAAACUGGAUCUCCGUCGGCGGAAAACAAGUCCUCGUCUUCGGCUCCUACUGGAACGGCAUCCACACCGUCGACCUCAAGGGCCCGCUCGCCAUUGCCGAUGGCGCCCAGGCCAACCAGAUCGCUUACAACAGCACGGGCCAGCAUGCCAUCGAGGCCGGCUUUGUCUUUUAUCGCCAAGGAUGGUAUUACUUGACGUUCUCGAGUGGGCAGGCUGCGGAUUAUAUUAAUCGGCCCCCGGCUCAGGGCGAGGAGUAUCGCAUUAAUGUUUGCCGGAGCCGUGAUGCGACGGGUGGUUUUGUUGACCGUGAGGGCCGCUCAUGUCUGAACGACAACGGUGGCACGACGCUGCUGGCCUCGCACGACCUUGUGUACGGCCCCGGUGGCCAGGGCGUGUUCACGGACAAGCAGCGCGGCCUGACGCUGUACUACCACUACGCAAACAAGAACAUCGGGCUGGACAAGUCGCAGUUCCAGUUCGGGUGGAAUGUACUGAAGUGGGCUGAUGGCUGGCCUACCGUAUAAACAUGUCGUGGAGGACGUUGCGUUGUGGUUGAGAUGAUUACAUUCGUUUGGAGUGGUCUAUAUACAUACUUGCGUACGGACACUUUGGGUACAUACUUACUAACCCUGCGUUGCAUUAUUAAUUGCAUUGUUCGCUUCGUUUGGAAUGGAGACUGGGGCGAGGACUGACGGUCGACUGGACGGGCUUCGAAGUUCGCAUCGGUUGUGAUACCCAUACAUACCAUCGUUAGAACUGUUAAUUGUUUAAUAUUGUUG